This is a messenger RNA of Loxodonta africana (African savanna elephant), 7119 nucleotides long. It is a transcript of the gene DDX46, whose product is annotated as DEAD-box helicase 46. Gene Ontology annotation, biological process: ribosomal large subunit assembly. Lineage: Eukaryota; Metazoa; Chordata; Mammalia; Proboscidea; Elephantidae. The transcript is spliced from 23 exons. The coding region runs from base 221 to 3319 and encodes 1032 amino acids. Gene Ontology annotation, cellular component: cytosol. The record is from RefSeq and is a predicted model, not a curated record. Gene Ontology annotation, molecular function: ATP binding; nucleic acid binding; RNA helicase activity.
CUCUGGGAUGGCCGCCCCCACAGUAGCUGUUGCUAUCUCUUAGUGGUGCCGGAACUUCCUGCUUUCGUUGGCCGCGCUGGGAUGGCCGCCACCAUAGUAGCUGUUGCUAGCUCUUAGUGGUGGCCCUUGCCCGGCUCGCCGACGGCAGUGCAGCUAGCCCUUUUGUUCUCUUCUCCAUCGCGCUGUCCCGAAGGGCGUCGGCUUUCCCGCAGCGAGCAGUAUGGGCCGGGAGUCACGCCACUAUCGGAAGCGAUCAGCAUCACGUGGACGCUCUGGAAGUCGAUCUAGAAGUCGUUCUCCCUCUGACAAAAGAAGUAAACGUGGAGAUGACAGACGGUCUAGAAGUAGAGAUAGAGAUAGAAGGAGAGAGAGAUCUCGUAGCAGGGAUAAAAGAAGAUCUCGGUCAAGAGACAGGAAGCGUCUGAGGCGUUCCAGAAGUAGAGAGAGAGACAGAAGCCGAGAGCGACGAAGAUCUCGCAGUCGAGACAGGAGACGCUCGAGAAGCAGAAGCCGGGGCCGGCGAUCCAGAUCCUCCAGUCCUGGCAAUAAAAGCAAGAAAGCCGAGAAUAGAUCUAGGUCCAAAGAAAAAACAGAUGGUGGAGAAAGUUCUAAAGAGAAGAAAAAAGACAAAGAUGACAAGGAGGAUGAAAAAGAAAAAGAUGCUGGUAAUUUUGACCAGAAUAAGCUGGAAGAAGAAAUGAGAAAGCGAAAAGAAAGAGUAGAAAAAUGGCGAGAAGAGCAGCGUAAAAAGGCUAUGGAAAAUAUAGGGGAACUAAAAAAGGAAAUUGAAGAGAUGAAGCAGGGGAAAAAAUGGAGUUUAGAAGAUGAUGAUGACGAUGAAGAUGACCCUGCUGAAGCUGAAAAGGAAGGAAAUGAAAUGGAGGGUGAGGAGUUAGAUCCCUUAGAUGCUUACAUGGAAGAAGUGAAAGAGGAAGUAAAAAAGUUUAACAUGAGAAGUGUAAAAGGUGGUGGUGGUAAUGAAAAGAAGUCCGGACCAACUGUCACAAAAGUUGUCACUGUUGUAACUACCAAAAAAGCAGUUGUAGAUUCUGAUAAGAAGAAAGGUGAGCUCAUGGAGAAUGACCAGGAUGCGAUGGAGUAUUCUUCAGAGGAAGAAGAAGUUGAUCUUCAGACGGCUCUUACAGGCUAUCAGACAAAACAGAGAAAGCUUCUAGAACCAGUUGAUCAUGGAAAAAUUGAAUAUGAACCAUUUAGGAAAAACUUCUAUGUUGAAGUUCCAGAACUAGCAAAAAUGUCUCAGGAGGAGGUGAAUGUGUUUCGAUUGGAAAUGGAGGGCAUUACAGUCAAGGGAAAAGGUUGCCCCAAACCGAUUAAAUCUUGGGUCCAGUGUGGAAUUUCCAUGAAGAUCUUAAAUUCCCUCAAAAAACAUGGCUAUGAAAAGCCCACACCAAUCCAGACCCAAGCGAUUCCUGCCAUAAUGUCUGGACGAGACUUGAUUGGCAUUGCCAAGACAGGAAGUGGAAAGACCAUUGCGUUUCUGUUGCCCAUGUUUAGACACAUCAUGGAUCAGAGGUCAUUAGAAGAAGGAGAGGGACCAAUAGCUGUCAUCAUGACUCCAACUCGAGAACUGGCUUUACAGAUUACUAAAGAAUGUAAGAAGUUUUCGAAGACCUUGGGACUUAGAGUGGUCUGUGUUUAUGGAGGAACAGGAAUCAGUGAGCAGAUUGCUGAACUGAAAAGAGGUGCGGAAAUUAUUGUUUGCACACCUGGUCGAAUGAUUGACAUGUUAGCAGCAAACAGUGGUCGGGUCACGAAUCUUCGAAGGGUGACAUAUGUUGUUUUAGAUGAAGCAGAUAGAAUGUUUGACAUGGGUUUUGAACCACAGGUUAUGCGCAUUGUGGAUAAUGUCCGGCCUGAUCGACAGACAGUUAUGUUUUCAGCUACUUUUCCCAGAGCUAUGGAGGCUUUGGCUCGUAGAAUCCUGAGUAAACCCAUUGAAGUGCAGGUUGGAGGCAGGAGUGUGGUUUGCUCAGAUGUGGAGCAACAAGUGAUUGUGAUUGAAGAAGAAAAGAAAUUCUUGAAGUUACUUGAGCUUCUAGGCCAUUAUCAAGAAUCAGGAUCUGUUAUUAUAUUUGUGGACAAGCAAGAACAUGCCGAUGGUCUUCUAAAGGAUUUAAUGAGAGCAUCUUAUCCUUGCAUGUCUCUUCACGGAGGUAUUGAUCAAUAUGACAGAGACAGCAUCAUAAAUGACUUUAAAAAUGGGACCUGCAAACUUCUUGUGGCCACCUCCGUUGCUGCCCGAGGGCUAGAUGUGAAACAUCUGAUUCUGGUAGUAAAUUACAGCUGCCCCAACCAUUAUGAAGAUUAUGUGCACAGAGCAGGACGAACUGGAAGAGCAGGCAACAAAGGUUACGCCUAUACUUUUAUCACAGAAGAUCAGGCCCGCUAUGCUGGUGACAUAAUAAAAGCCCUUGAAUUGUCAGGCACUGCAGUACCUCCUGACCUGGAGAAACUUUGGAGUGAUUUCAAAGACCAACAGAAAGCUGAGGGGAAAAUAAUUAAAAAGAGUAGUGGGUUCUCUGGUAAGGGAUUCAAGUUCGAUGAAACAGAACAAGCUUUGGCUAAUGAGAGGAAGAAGUUACAGAAAGCAGCUCUUGGUCUACAGGACUCAGAUGAUGAGGAUGCUGCUGUUGAUAUUGAUGAGCAAAUUGAAAGCAUGUUUAAUUCAAAGAAGAGAGUGAAGGAUAUGGCUGCUCCUGGAACGUCAAGUGUUCCUGCGCCCACCGCAGGAAACGCUGAGAAAUUAGAAAUUGCUAAGAGAUUGGCUCUGAGAAUCAAUGCGCAGAAAAAUUUGGGCAUCGAGUCUCAGGUAGAUGUGAUGCAACAGGCCACCAAUGCCAUUCUCAGAGGUGGCACCAUUCUGGCUCCCACUGUGUCUGCAAAAACCAUUGCAGAGCAGCUCGCUGAAAAGAUCAAUGCCAAGCUCAAUUAUGUGCCUUUAGAGAAACAAGAAGAGGAGAGACAGGAUGGUGGACAGAAUGAAUCUUUUAAGAGAUAUGAGGAAGAAUUAGAGAUCAAUGACUUCCCACAGACUGCUAGGUGGAAAGUUACUUCUAAGGAAGCUCUUCAGAGAAUCAGUGAAUAUUCUGAAGCUGCAAUUACAAUCAGAGGAACAUACUUCCCUCCUGGCAAAGAACCCAAGGAAGGAGAGCGGAAAAUUUACUUGGCAAUUGAAAGCGCCAAUGAACUGGCUGUGCAGAAAGCAAAGGCAGAAAUCACCAGACUCAUAAAAGAAGAACUGAUCCGGCUGCAAAAUUCAUACCAACCAACAAAUAAAGGAAGAUACAAAGUCUUAUAAACAUCUGGAAAAAAUUUUUUACCUUGGCUCAUCUGUGAUACGUGUGGCACUUGUCUGGAGUUUACAGUAUAGUAUAAAGUAAGAUUUUUAAAAUUCUGUCAUGCUGAUUUUUAAAUACAAGAAACCAGUAUUUCCUAAAGAAGUCGUCAUUCAGUAAGUGCCCCCUCAAUUAUCAAAAAUAUUUGAAGCAGGCCUGUUUUCAAAGUAUGAUCUCCUUUAAUGUAAAACUUAAAUACUUAUGUAUACUUUCAAUAUCUGGGUAAUAUUCCAGAGGUUUAAAAACAUGGAAAUAUCUGGGCUUUCCCUUGAUGUUAAUAAAGUACACAAGUCACUAAGGGGCUGUUCAUCUCAUCCUCUUUUAAGGAAAUUGUGAUCUCCUGAGAAAAAUUCUCCGCCUAAUUUCGUGUCCUCCCCUUGACCUUAAAACUUACUUGACUCAGUGGAACAGAUGAACUGGAUUUAAGAAUGUUAUAAUAGAAUUUGUACAAAAUGGGUUUAAAGUUUUUGUUUUAAUUUUUAUCAUCAUAAAUCGGCAAUAGUUGGGCUACUUUUGGUUUUUGUAAAAUUAAAGACCUGUAGUAUAUAAGAGUUUUUUGCAUUUCUUUACACUGCAAAGAGUUUUAAUAUUUAGUACUUUCAGGUGCCUCCUGAAACCUCUGGCUCUACAUCUGGCAACUAACUUUUUAAAUAUUCCUUAAAAGAAAGUGAUUUGUAGACUAAAAAUAGUGCAUAUGAUUCCUUUUUACCCUAGAAGUGUUUGCUUAUACAUAUGUACAUGCAGCAUGUAGAACACUGUGUUACUUAUGUGGCUUUUCUUUAGGUUUAUUCAGUAGGCUGUGAAUUCUUUUUGUUUAAAAAUGUCAAGCAGAAUGCUACCCAAGUUUUGGACUUAGACUUCAUCUCUGUCAGUGAAAUUUAGUUCACAAGGAGUCAUAGAGUAUGUUUUUGAGCCCUCCAAUACAUUUUCUAGAUAUUCUAAUUUAAGUUGUUGUAAUUGGAUCACCUGAUAUUCUUUUCAAGAUUCCUGGUGUAUUAGAACUCAUAUUGUUGUCACUUCCUGAAAAUAGAGAUUUUCCAGGAAGUGGAUAGACACAUUUCUUAAAUUAAGAGACAAGAGAGUCUUUUUUAUAUUCUUGUCUUUGAGUUUUUUAAAAAGAGAAAAUCAAAGCAUACUAUAGCUGUUAAAACUAAUCAUUUUCUUAAGAGUAGGUUAAAUGGCUUAAGUGGCAGGGAAUAUCCAUUAUUAUUUCUUCAAUAUAAAGUUAUCCUUAUUGAAAACUAAAACAUAAGUGGAAAUAUUCUUGGAUUCCUCACAUACCCACUUAGUUUCUUAAGAGAAGAAAACAGACAAAACACUUGUAACAACAGAACCAAAUAAACCAUUUACUCUAAAAUUCUAAGCAUCUUGGGCUCCUUUUUCCCCCUAGUUUAUUUAUUUGCGUAUUUUCAUCACCCAAUGGUAGUUUAUUUUCUUUUGGUAGACUAUAUGACAGUCCCACAUUGGUGACGAUUGGUGCUCCCUUCAAUGAACUGGAUCACUUAGAGAUUCAGAGCUCUACAUCAUUUUAGUAUAACCUUUAUGAUUGUAUAUCUAGGUGUGAUAAGCCACCGAUAGUGUUUUGUUCUAAGAUGAAACACAUUACUGUGUUAGUCCAUUUUUUUCAUGUCACACUGAUUCUUUUUUAAAAUUUGGAUGAUGUACAGACUUUAAUUUGUUUUUUAAUGUAAUAUCAGUAUUUGCUUAUGUUUUCUAAAUUCCUUAUAAAAUAAAGUAAUGCAACCUGCAUUUUCCUAAAAUUAUCUUUACUGAAAUGUUUUCUGCUGUUUCUCUAAUUUUGUUUGUAUUGGUCAAUGUGAGAGAAGUAUUAUAUUCUCUAUUUGUUUAUUAAAAAAAUCCUAGUAACUUACUACCCAAAAUAUUAUUGUAGUUCUCUUCCAAAAAUAUCUUCCUAUAGAGGCCUCUUUGAUGUUCUUUGUAUUCGACAUAAGACAUAGAUAGGCUGUUGGUCAAAUAAUAGGUUCAGAUGCUAGUUGGGGUUUUACCACAAUAACACUUUUAUGGAAUGGAAGUAUAGAACGAACAGGUAAUGGCUAAGUUCUCCCCAACUCUUUUUGGACACUUAAUUGUUUUAUGUAUUUCAUAUCUUAUUGGCUUUGCUGAUGUACACAUUGUGUUCAGCUGAUAUACAGUGCACCUGUGACUUGCUGAUCUUUUGAGACAGGGAUCCUCUAAGUAUAAGGAGUUUGUUGAGGAAAACCAGCUCUUAAAUACCUGGGAUUAUUAAACCUGUUAAGCCAGUUGUGAGGUCUGCUUCUAAAUAACACACCAGCAUCUUAAGAAUCACAAACUAGAAAGAAAAAUCUCCAAAGUUAUAACUUGGCUAUGUCUGAGCUUUUUUCACUAUUGUGCCUUGCUUUGUCUUUUAAAACUGUCAGGUGAGGUCCUUAGUAAUGGAUUAACAUUGUGCUUAUUUAAGAUAGGAGCUGAAAUGAAGUCUAGGGUAAAGAGCCAGAUUUUGUUUAGUAAAAUGCCCUGUUGUGCUGCUUUAUAGAUGAUGCCAAGUUCUUAAAGAAAGCAAGGGUUCUGAGUGACUAACCCAGUGUGGUCCUCCACUUAGAUUUGAGUCUGGAGUCUGGAGCUAUCAGUUCUUCACAUUAAAAAAAUAUAUAUAUAUUGUGAUAAAAUAUAUGACAAAAAUUUUGCUAUUUUGACUAUUUAAGUGUACAAGUCAGUGGCAUUGAUUACAUUCACAAUACAACCAUCACCACUAUCUAUUUCCAAAAGUUUUUCAUCAGCCCAAACACUCAGUCCCCUUUAAGAAAUUAAGUCCCCAUCUCCCCUUCCCCCAAUCCCUGGUAACCACUAAUCUUUAUCUCUAUGCAUUUGCCUAUAUUUGACAUUUUGUGUCUGACUUAUUUUACUCAGCAUAAUACUUAUUUUACUAUGUGAUGGCUAAUUUUAUGUGUCAACUUGGCUAGGCUUUGGUGCCCAGUUGUUUGGUUAAACACUAGUAUAAAUGCUGUUAUGAAGUGGUUGCCCGUGAUUAAAUCAGUUGGCCUUAAGGAAAGCAAGUUACCCUACAUAAUGUGUGUGGGCCUCAUCCGAUCAGUUAAAGGCCUUAACAGCAAGAACGGUGUUUUCUCUAGGAUGUAAUCUGCCUCCAGGCUCUAAGUAGACAUCUUGCUAGAAUUCCUCCAGUCUUCACUCUUUUUGUCACCUGACCUACAGAUUUUGGAACACAAGACUGCAGGAAUCUCCUGACCUAAAAUUUUGGACUUGCUAGUCCACCACAAUCACAUAAGCCAAUUUUUUAAAAAUAAGCCUCUUACAGAGAACCCCUGAGGGAGCAGGAGAACAGUGGGAUGCAGACCCCAAAUUCUCAUAAAAAGACCAGACUUAAUGGUCUGACUGAGACUAGAAGAAUCCCGGCGGUCAUGGUCCCCAAACAUUCUGUUGGCCCAGGGUAGGAACCAUUCCCGAAGACAACUCAUCAGACAUGGAAUGGACUGGACAAUGGGUUGGAGAGAGAUGCUGAUGAGGAGUGAGCUACUUGUAUCAGGUGGACACUUGAGACUGUGUUGGCAUCUCCUGUCUGGAGGGGAGAUGGGAGGGUAGAGGGGUUUAGAAACUGGCAAAACGGUCACGAAAGGAGAGACUGGAGUGAGGGAGCGGGCUGACUCAGUAGGGGGAGAGUAACUGGGAGUAUGUAGUAAGGUGUAUAUAAGUUUAUAUAUGAGAGACUGACUUGAUUUGUAAACUUCCACUUAAAGCAUAAUAAAAAAUUAUUAAAAAAAAAAAA